GGAAACGUUUGCCCAAAGACGAAAUCGGGCAAAAUGGUGACGAUAGUGUACGCCAUAAUAGGCCUGCCGCUUUUCUUGCUAUAUCUGAGCAAUAUCGGCGAUAUUCUUGCGAAGAGCUUCAAAUGGAUCUAUGCCCGUUGCUGUUUGUGCAAGUGUCGCAGAAGACCAUUGGAAAUGGCGUCGAGGGGAAGUACGCACGACAGUGCCGACAUAAGGAGAAACCAUUGGCAAAUGGUGGACUUGAACGAAAGGGAGAUCGACACGUUCAGUGUGGACAGAAGUACUUCCCUGGAAGACGACGAAGCGCGAGAGAGAGACGAGGAUGACAGUACGAGCAGCUACGAUCCUCAACAGGUCACUGUACCUCUGACACUCUGCGUCGCCAUAAUGGUAUAUUUGGGGCGGAGCGAUCUUGUUUUCCGAAUGGGAGGACUGGAACAUGCUGGACGGCUCUUAUUUCUGCUUCGUCUCCCUGUCGACCAUAGGUUUCGGCGACAUCGUGCCCGGUGACAAAAUCUACGCGGCCCAGGGCCUCGAUUUAUCCUUCAUCUUCUGCUCCAUGUACCUGAUGCUCGGUAUGGCGUUGAUCGCGAUGUGUUUCAACCUGAUGCAAGAGGAAGUGAUCGCGAAGGUGCGCGCAUUCGUGCGUACCAUAAAGUACAUAUUCCGAUGCGACAGGUGACUGUAACCAGUCUCAGCC
Frieseomelitta varia is the source of this 700-nucleotide messenger RNA. RefSeq lists its product as uncharacterized. Gene Ontology annotation, molecular function: potassium ion leak channel activity. Bases 34 to 510 code for a protein of 158 amino acids. Gene Ontology annotation, biological process: potassium ion transmembrane transport; stabilization of membrane potential. The record is from RefSeq and is a predicted model, not a curated record. The transcript has 5 exons. Gene Ontology annotation, cellular component: membrane. NCBI's taxonomy places the organism in Eukaryota, Metazoa, Arthropoda, Insecta, Hymenoptera, Apidae.